UUCUUGCAAUGCGAUUUAUUGCAUUACACCGUUUGAAGGUUGAAUCAAGUUGAGAGCAGUGUGUAGGGUUUUUGUCAGGUUUGGUGUGUUAAAGACAUUAAUAAACUAAAGCAGCAGAGGUGGAGGAGCAGCCAAAUCCAAGACAACAGAGAUAGAGAUGGAUCCAUUUUCAUCCCCUUCGCCAAACUCUUCUUCCAGUGUUUCCAACGAACACUUAAUGGACCAGCUGAAGACCCAGAUUGCACAGGCAUAUGCUGAAGAAUUUCUCGAGACUUUGCGUACAAAAUGCUUUGCCAAGUGUGUUACCAAACCUGGUACAAGUUUGAGUGGAAGUGAAAGCAGUUGCAUUUCGAGGUGUGUGGAGCGUUAUAUUGAGGCAACGGGUAUUAUAAGCCGUGCAAUCUUCAGUGCAUCUCCUCGCUGAUUGGGAGUCUGUAUUGACUAAUAUUUCCAAUGCAGAAGUCAAUUCUGCAGUGAGAUAAUCCAAUUGAUUUUUUGAAUUUUAAACAUUAGGGAGUUGAUGUUCAGGAUUUUGCAUCGUCGUUCCCAAUUUUGAGAAAAUAAUUAUAUAUAUAUUUUUAAAUUGUGCCAUCUUGCUAAUCUGCAUGUUUGUGUUUACUACUGUUUACAAAAUAUACUACAGUGAAAGCAUUGCAAAUAUCUUAUUUAUUUGCAGCCAA
Cryptomeria japonica (Japanese cedar) is the source of this 680-nucleotide messenger RNA. RefSeq names its product mitochondrial import inner membrane translocase subunit Tim13. Bases 158 to 424 code for a protein of 88 amino acids. The record is from RefSeq and is a predicted model, not a curated record. NCBI's taxonomy places the organism in Eukaryota, Viridiplantae, Streptophyta, Pinopsida, Cupressales, Cupressaceae. The transcript is spliced from 2 exons.